UUUCGCCUCGCACUCUUCCAAGGCCGCGAAUGGGGACGACACUGUCGCGCAAGGUUGGUCGGUUCUGGACACGGAACGACCGCCGCGUGCUUCUCGUGGGUCUCGACUCGGCAGGGAAGACUACCAUCUUGUACCAUCUCCGACUUCACAAAGCAAUUCCCACGUUGCCAACUCUGGGGUUCAACACAGAGGCAUUGAGCUUCCACGGACUCACUUUGAAUCUGUGGGAUGUGGGGGGCCAAGACACAUUACGACCAUAUUGGCGUCACCAUUUCACAGGUACUCAAGGCAUCGUGUUUGUCAUCGACAGCUCCGACCACGAACGAAUCGACUUGGCCAAGGCAGAGCUGCAUGGUGUCUUGCACGACGAACAACUACGCGAUGCAUGUCUACUCGUCCUGCUAAACAAACAAGAUCUCGCAAAGAAUGACGUUGACAUCGCCAAGGAGCUCGCGCUCGACGAAGUGUGCCAGAUGCGAAAGUACUUAAUCCAGCCAACCGUUGCCACGACCGGGAAAGGAUUGGAAGAAGGCUUUUCGUGGCUGUGUGAGCACAUGACUCCGCUAUAACCACGCCACCCAACGAUACCUCAAAGCCACGUACGACGCAGCGUAGAAUAGGAUUAACGAUGUACACAGCGAGACGAAGGACGCUGCGCAUCGUUCCUGUGAUGAGCAAUGGAUCUUUCAUUGCUGAUGCUGCUGAGGUGCAUGAACGUCCUGAUUUUCAACAACUUUUCCCA
Aphanomyces invadans is the source of this 742-nucleotide messenger RNA. RefSeq lists its product as hypothetical. The transcript has a single exon. Gene Ontology annotation, biological process: vesicle-mediated transport; intracellular protein transport. Gene Ontology annotation, molecular function: GTP binding; GTPase activity. Lineage: Eukaryota; Oomycota; Saprolegniomycetes; Saprolegniales; Verrucalvaceae. Bases 30 to 569 code for a protein of 179 amino acids. The record is from RefSeq and is a predicted model, not a curated record. Gene Ontology annotation, cellular component: cytoplasm.